Molecule: messenger RNA, 3131 nt
Organism: Athene cunicularia (burrowing owl)
Lineage: Eukaryota; Metazoa; Chordata; Aves; Strigiformes; Strigidae
Gene: NDC80
Product: NDC80, kinetochore complex component
Exons: 16
Coding region: 92-2014 (640 amino acids)
Biological process (GO): attachment of mitotic spindle microtubules to kinetochore
Cellular component (GO): Ndc80 complex
Source: RefSeq, a predicted model, not a curated record
AGAAGGUCAUUGUAGUGUUUAAAAAAAAACAAAUACUCUUAGAUCCUGGAUUUUCCAAUACUGACAGAUUGUGAUUUACAGCUUAGUCACAAUGAGACGAAGCUCAUGUACUGCCGGAAGCAGUGGCCGGCAAUCUAUGAUGGCACUGAGAGUACAGGACAACAACAAGAUGGGUCUUCAAACACCUCAGAUGAAGGACAGAGGUAUGUUUGGGAAGCUGAGCAUGAGCAAACCUACACCUGGAACUUCGGACAGAAAAGUCAGCUUUUUUGGGAAGAGGACUAGUGGGGCUGGAGGAUCACGCAACAGUCAGUAUGGUGUGUUUGGUACAGAAAAGAUCAAGGACCCCAGGCCACUUCAUGACAAGGCAUUCAUCCAACAAUGCAUCAAGCAGCUUUGCGAGUUUCUUGCUGAGAAUGGUUAUGCCCAUAAUGUUUCCAUGAAAUCACUGCAGUCUCCAUCAGUUAAGGACUUUUUAAAAAUCUUCACUUUUAUCUAUGGAUUUCUCUGCCCUUCUUAUGAACUGCCUGACUCAAAAUUUGAAGAGGAAAUUCCCAGAGUUUUUAAAGAGCUUGGGUACCCCUUUCCUUUGUCAAAAAGCUCCAUGUACACAGUGGGAGCGCCACACACAUGGCCUCAGAUCGUGACAGCUUUGGUUUGGUUAAUUGAUUGUGUUAAGUUGUAUGCUGCCAUGAGGGAAAAUGCACCAUCAUUUGAUGAUGGACAGAGCUGGGGAGGCGAGACAGAUGAUGGAAUUGUACAUAAUAAGCUUUUCAUGGACUACUCUGUGAAGUGCUAUGAGCUCUUCAUGAAAGGGAGAGAUACUUUUGAAGAACUGGAUGCGGAAGUGCAGUCAAAAUUAAAGGACUUGUUUAAUAUAGAUGAAUACCAGAUAGAAGUUUUAGCAGCUGACAACAAAAGACUUCAUGAAGAGAUUGCAAGACUAGAAAAAGAAAAGGAAAGUGAGCCGGAUCGUAGAGUAUCACUACGAAACCUGAAAUCAUCUCUUCAAGCAGAUGUCCAGAAAUACCAGGCUUAUUUGGCUAAUCUGGAAUCUCAUAUAGCCAUCCUUGAUCAAAAAAUGGAAGGUGUUAAUGAGGAAGUUCGGACAGCGGAAAUGGAAGUAGAAACAAUGAAGCAGGAGAAUGCCCGUCUCCAGCACAUCUUUGAUAACCAAAAGUACUCAGUUGCGGACAUUGAGAGAAUAAAUCAUGAGAGAAAUGAGUUGCAGCAAACCAUUAACAAGUUGACUAAGGAAGUGGAAGCAGAAGAACAUCAGCUGUGGAAUGAAGAGCUAAAAUACGCGAGGAAUAAAGAGGCGAUUGAAAUACAACUGGCAGAGUAUCAUAAACUGGCUCGAAAGCUGAAAUUAAUUCCAGUAAGUGCUGAGAAUUCCAAAGGCCACGACUUUGAGAUUCAGUUUAAUCCUGAGACAGGACCAAAUUGCCUAGUCAAAUACAGAACUCAGAUCAAGGCUCCUCUCAUGGAGAUCAUAAACCAGACUGAGGAAGAAAUUAGGAAAGCUACUCAAAGGAAAAUGACUUUGGAAGAUACUCUGGAACAGCUGAACGUAAUGGUAGUGGAUAAGAAAAGCAGUGUGAAAACGCUGAAAGAAGAAGCUGAAAAGUUGGAUGAUCUUUACCAUCAGAAGCUUAAGGAGGCAGAAGAGGAAGAGCAAAAAUGUGCAAAUGAGUUGGAAUUGUUAGAGAAGCAUAAACAAUUACUUGAGAGUGGUGUCAAUGAAGGUCUCAGUGAAGCCACAAAUGAACUGCAUGAUGUUCAACGGCAAUAUCAAGUUGUUAUGCAAACAACAACAGAAGGGAGCAGGAAAGCUGGUGAUAACUUGAAUCGUCUUUUAGAAGUGAUUGCUACUCAUGUAGUAUCUAUAGAGAAAUAUCUUGAUGAGCAGAAUGUGAAGAUUGACAGAGACUAUGAAGAAUUCAUGUCUGAAGAUCUAUUGUCAACCUUGACCGAAAUUCGGGACAGUUAUAAAAAAAAGGCUGAAAGUUUGUAAUUACCAAAUAGGUGGAGAUGAAAAUUUUGUGUUUCUGAAGAUCUGGUAUGAUGCCUUCUAAAAGGAUAGGAACUUCCUGUGUUUAGAACUGAUUUUAAGUGCAAGGAAAUGUUUACGACCUUCAUUUUAUUGACACAUUAAAGAAUUAAACAAUAUAUUUUCAUUUUCUUAAAAAGCUUUUGCUUACACUUACUCCUUGCAAUGUAUUAUACAUGAUUACAAACAUCUCUGACAAGACAACUGUGGAACAACUUAAUUUCAUUUUUUUUCUUUAUAAUCCCAUCAUUUGUGCUCUUCUAGAAACAUAAGAAAGAUAAGAGUACAGUUAACUUCUUAAAAUAAGAAGCCAGAAUGGAAUUAAAGAUGGAACUGUGGUGGCAGCACAAAUGCAGAGGGUACUGACAACUUGAAAUACUGCUACUUAAAAAUAACUAGUGUUUUCUGUAAACAUGUAAAAUUGCUGGGAGAAGUUAUGCUUUCCCUUCUGGAGUAUAGUUUGUGCAUUUCGUGAUGUAUGUAUAUAUAUAUAUUUAGGACACAUACAUAAUAGUGCACAUCCUUAAGCCUGCCUUUUAGUAGCAAGACCAAACAUAAAUGUCCUUCAGUCUGCUGCUUGUUCAGUUAUCUAUGAAACUGCCCACAGACCCCUCUUACAUGAGUAAAUUUUUAUUUUUUAACAAAAACCUCUUGGAAAAGAUCAGUAGUAGUUAUAUGGAGGUCUUGUAAAUAGUGUAGAGAAAGAUAGACAAAGUUCUGUCUUAACUGCUCAUAGUCCCAGAUGAAACCUCACUUCCUGCUUAAAUAUGUAUAACAGAGAUAGCUCUAAGUAGGACAGUACAGGAAUUCGGGCAAUAUAGUUGAUCAGUUAUAGAUUUGGCUAAUGUUGGAUACAUCAAAAUGGUCUGAAAUGAGUCUGCUUUCUUCCUGUUAGAUGAGGAAGACAAAUUCUAUUUGAUUUUUCUUCCUCAGGAAAGUUGUGGUAAAAUUAGUGUAUAGGGAGCUCCAGUCCAAAUACGUUGAAAAUGUAACCCCAUCUCUUGAGCAUGUACUACUUUGUUCAGUGCUAUGUGGAAGUACUAUCUUAUCUACUCUGUAUAUACCUUUGUCUUAAAAAAAA